GAGAGGAGUCCCGCGAAUGAUAGUGGAUACGUGCUGUGAGCGGGGGCGGCGACACACCUGGGGAAUUACAAGAACAAGCAACCAUGUUAGGGUUUUUAAUGCAAGUUGUCCAAGACAUGCUUUGACUUUCAGCUGCUCAAUAAAGUAGAACAUGUACACGACAGAGCGCAGGCGAAUGAGCCUGCACGAAAUGAAGAGGAAAGAUCCAGUGUGGGUGUCAGCUGGAAGUUUGUGGCAGGACUCUGUGGCAGUGGAGCUGAGCGCCAGCGGCUCCGGUAAACAGAUCGUCUCUCCACGGAGUCGAACCAGAGCUGUAUCCGUGGCACACAUUGUGAACGAGGACGCGACAGUGCCGCAGACUGAGGGGAACUUAUCCCUGAAAUGUCUGAAGGAAGCCUGCGCGGACGCACAGGCUGUUUUCAAAACCUUCUCAUUGGAGAGAAUAUCCCUGGGCACCACGGACAUCCUGGAUAGUUUCUACAAUGCAGAUGUAGCAGUGGUGGAGAUGAGUGAUUCUUUCUGCCAGUCUUCCGUUUUCUAUCACCUGGGAGUGAGAGAAAGUUUCAGCAUGACCAAUAACAUAAUCCUAUACUGUUACAAGCAAGAUAGUGAUCUACUUGCUAUCAAGGAGCAGUGUGGAAGUUACACGUUCAUCCCUUACGUAGUGUCACCUCAGGGCAAAGUGUUUGCCUGUGAUGCCACAAUGAUGAAUGGUAUCAAUGAGUUGAUGCAGCCUAGUUUCCAGCUGGAGCCCCUGCUGACCCCGCUGGUGGAGAAACUGGUGCAUCUGUUGAACAAUGUACACAUUCAGUCCAGUGAGUACUUCCGAGAGUCAAUCAGGCAUGAGAUCCGGAUGGCACGGGAGCGGUUCAGCGGCCAAGCCCUGAGUGAAGAGUUGAGCCGCAUUCAGCAACGCCUGGACAGUGUGGAGUUGCUCACCCCUGAUAUAGUCACCAAUCUGCUGUUGUCAUACAGGGACAAUCAGGACUAUGAUGCCAUAAUCAAACUGGUGGAGACUCUGAAUGACCUGCCCAUGUGUCUGGUAGCAAGACACCAGAAUAUCAAGUUUAACUACAUAUUUGCUCUAAACAGGAGGAAUCGCCCCGGAGAUCGCGCUAAAGCUCUGGAGGCAAUUCUGCCUAUUGUGGAUUCGGGGGUGAAGGUGGCGUCGGACAUCUACUGCCUGUGUGGACGGAUCUACAAAGACAUGUUCAUGAGCUCUGGGUUCACGGAUGAGCGCAGCAGAGACCAGUCCUGCUAUUGGUAUGGUAAAGCUUUUGAGACGGAGCCAACUCUUCACUCCGGCAUCAACAACGUGGUCCUCCUGAUGUCAGCUGGACAUGAAUUUGACACUUCUAUCGAGCUGCGCAAAAUAGGUGUGACUCUAAGCACCCUGCUCGGUAGAAAGGGCAGUUUGGAGAAGAUGAAGGACUACUGGGAUGUUGGCUUCUACCUCGGAGCAAACAUCCUCGCUAAUGAACAUCGCAAAGUCAUCGUGGCCUCUGAUAAACUCUACAGACUCGACGCCCCUGUCUGGUAUGUGGCAUCUAUUAUGGAGACGUACAUCCUGUACCGUCAAUUUUCCAAGAGUCCUGAGGUGAAAUCGUCUAAACAGGACACUUUUGACUUCUGGAUGGAGCUGCUUCUGCAAACCUGUAAACCCACUGACUCCACAGGACGCUGCCCAGUGCUCAUUCUGGAGCCGAGUAAAGUCCUCCAACCAGCUAUUGUGUGUGUGAGCGAGGAGGACGAAAGUCGCACUGUUCAUUUGAAACACAUCACACCCUUAAAGAAAGGCUUACACCAGUGGACUUUCCCAGCCUCUGCAAUUCGGGGAGUGAGUGCUUCAAAGAUUGAUGAGCGAAGCUGCUUCCUGUAUGUCCACUACAACUCAGAUGACUUCCAGCUCUGCUUCCCCUCUGAGAUUCACUGUAAAGGCUUCUGCGAGCUGGUAAACUCUCUGGUUCAGCAGGCUGAAGACCCCGCUCAGGACCUGAACCAUCAAGCGGGGGGGAUACUGGAGUUCAUCUAUGAGACCAAUGAGAACGGGGACAAGGUGGUUCUGGGUAGAGGGACGUACGGUGUGGUGUACGCUGGGAGGGACCUGAGCAACCAAGUACGCAUCGCCAUCAAGGAAAUUCCCGAGAAGGACCGCACGUACUCGCAGCCCCUCCAUGAGGAGAUAGCUCUGCACAAGAGGCUGAAACACAGAAACAUUGUCCAGUACCUGGGCUCCGUCAGUCAGGAUGGUUUCAUUAAGAUCUUCAUGGAGGAAGUACCUGGAGGAAGUUUGUCAUCUCUCCUCCGCUCUAAAUGGGGUCCCCUGAAAGACAACGAGGCCACCAUCAUCUUCUACACCAAGCAGGUCCUCGAGGGGCUCAAGUACCUUCAUGACAACCAAAUAGUCCACAGAGACAUUAAGGGCGACAAUGUAUUGAUCAACACCUAUAGUGGUGUGUUGAAGAUCUCUGACUUUGGAACCUCCAAACGGUUAGCAGGGAUCAACCCCUGCACUGAGACCUUCGCUGGAACUCUGCAGUACAUGGCCCCAGAGAUUAUAGACCAAGGGCCUCGGGGUUAUGGGAAGCCGGCUGACAUCUGGUCCCUCGGGUGCACUAUUAUAGAAAUGGCAACAGGCAAACCACCCUUCCAUGAGCUGGGAAGUCCUCAGGCAGCCAUGUUCAAGGUGGGCAUGUUUAAGAUCCACCCCAAGGUUCCAGAGUGCAUGUCAGACGAGGCUAAGGUCUUCAUCAUGAGCUGUUUCUUGCCGGACCCCGACGGCAGAGCCACGGCCACAGCGCUGCUGAAGGACACCUUCCUCAGGUCGUCCCCCCGGAAGAAGGCCAGGGCUCCGCAGGAGGAACCUAAAGACUACCUUUCUACCAUUGACUACCAACGCAGUCUGUCUGUACCCAUUUCCAUCCUUGUGGAAGACACCGAUUCAUUCUCGGGUGCAAUCGACCUGUCCUGUUCCCUGGACUUCAGGAGGCACCAGUCCCCCCUCAUACCAGAUGAAAUCUCUGACAGCCCUUCCAGCACCGGCAGCUUCCUGUCAAUACCAGAAGACUCUCUAUUAGACAUGAGCAGUCCGGCCGCAUCAGAUGAGAACAUCGGUCUCUUUAUGCUGAGAAAGGACAGCGAGAGGAGAGCCACACUGCACCGAGUCCUCACUGACUACAUCAGCCACGUCGUCUUUAACAUACAGGAAUCUGUGCCUCAGCAUGGCGAGGGAACACCGCUAACUGCACUCCACAUCACUGAGCUCAUUAGCUACCUGGGAGACAACAUCCGCUCCCCGGACAGGAAGCAGCUGACCAGCAGCCUGCUGCACCUUCGAGCCACCCUGCUCUCUGCCGAAGUAUCACUGAACCACCUGCAGGCGGUGCUGUUCAGCUUUCAAGAUGCAGUGAAGAAGGUGUUGAGGCAACAGCAAGUGAAACCUCACUGGAUGUUUGCUCUGGACAAUCUGCUGAGACAGGCAGUACAGGACGCCAUAACUGUGCUCCUUCCAGAGCUGAAACUCGAGCUGCAGGACGGCACUACUGAAGAGCAAUGUGCUGACCCAGACACUCCUGUAGUUAUUGUCCCUGACCAGUUUUUUGCGCCAGCAGACACGCAGUACACAGCAUCCUCCAUAUUUGAGAUUCUGCCUACUGCAAGGCCCAACUCCCCGACAGACCUCGCCCUUAACGGCAACUGUCUCCUCAGUGAGAAACUGAGAGACCUGCGACUGGAGACCAGCAGCCUGCUGAGUCAGCUCAAUGAGAAGGAGAGAGAAUAUCAGGAGCUACUGAGGAACUCUGUCCAGAGGAAGCAGGAACAGAUCGAUGCACUGAGGAAAGCAGCGGUCACUGAAGAUGGUGGAUUGGCUGCGCAGAAAGGCUCGAGAACAGAAGUGAGGGCUUUGGUGCGCUGGCUCGAGUCCGUCCCCGUUGAUCAAGACACUAUAAAUAAGUUGCUCUCCCAUGAGUUCACCUUGGACUGUCUCUUCUACAUGGCCUCCAGGGAUGACCUGAUGUACUGUGGAAUAAGAGGUGGCAUGCUGUGUCGAAUCUGGGCUGCCAUCACAACUCGCAGGAAGAUCAGAAAACAGAAUGAGGACAGCGAGGACACUCUUCUUUAAUGGCUGCUGAUGUUGUACAUCAAAGGACAGAUUAAUUGCCGGGCUGGUCCUGUGUCGUCUGGAGGAAGGGAAGCAGUGGUGAACAUAACAUAUCCUGCUUUAAAGUGAUGUAAAGCGGGAUAGAUUUUUAAGUUACUAUGCCAGUUAUCUUGCCAGCAUUUAUUUUUACAUCUUCUCAGGGUUUUGGCAAGUGGGACUAUAAUUAUGCCUUUAAAAGAAGCUGCCUAGUAGAGUAUUUAUUGCAAACAAACACGCUAAAUAUAUUUUAAUGGUGCCUUCUGAUGAUGCUGUUUUACAGAAAACUUAGCAGGACCUGAGUUAUUAAGUGCACACUGUAUUUAAGAUGAAUGUCUGGGGAGGGAAACCCAGAUCGUUUGUACUGUAUAUCCUGUUAAAACUCAUGCACAUAAUAAACGGGAACCUUUUAAAUCUC
This is a messenger RNA of Cottoperca gobio, 4556 nucleotides long. Its product is annotated as mitogen-activated protein kinase kinase kinase 5. NCBI's taxonomy places the organism in Eukaryota, Metazoa, Chordata, Actinopteri, Perciformes, Bovichtidae. The record is from RefSeq and is a predicted model, not a curated record. Gene Ontology annotation, biological process: MAPK cascade; protein phosphorylation; cellular response to stress. Bases 152 to 4123 code for a protein of 1323 amino acids. The transcript is spliced from 28 exons. Gene Ontology annotation, molecular function: ATP binding; MAP kinase kinase kinase activity.